This is a messenger RNA of Dalotia coriaria, 1547 nucleotides long. RefSeq names its product RAS oncogene family member Rab32 (gene Rab32). Gene Ontology annotation, biological process: phagosome-lysosome fusion; endosome to lysosome transport. Gene Ontology annotation, molecular function: GTPase activity; GTP binding. The transcript has 5 exons. Lineage: Eukaryota; Metazoa; Arthropoda; Insecta; Coleoptera; Staphylinidae. Gene Ontology annotation, cellular component: late endosome; trans-Golgi network; Golgi apparatus. The record is from RefSeq and is a predicted model, not a curated record. The coding region runs from base 64 to 1239 and encodes 391 amino acids.
UUCUCAUUAUGUCUCGUAAUUCUUUACGCGUCGCACGUUGUUCCAUUACAUUUGCGUCUCAAAAUGAAAGAAGACGAUACGCAAAACAUUAAAAAAUCAAAACUUAAAAAAUCGACGAGUAGUGGUUCUUCUUUUAUUAAGAAAUUAAAAUUGAAAGGUUCGCAAAACCAAAAGAGUGGAGUUUCCACACCGAGUAUUUCUUCGUCUGUGGAGAGUGAAGAGAAAGCUUCCUCUUUACCCGAGGAGGAUACCAUUGAUAACGUGAGGAGGCAGUCGCCGGACGGGACCGCCUCCGAUACAAAUCUCACUGACAAUUGGAAGUCGGCCGAAAAUUUGACGCUAGAUUCAGAGGAAGCCACGAAUACAGAAGACGCUAAAUUGAGCAGGAGUCAAGUAAACGUCGAGAUUGUACAAGUGCAAAAUUAUACAGAAGAAAAACAGGAAGAUAAAAAGAAGAUUAAUAAAAAUAAAAGUGUGGAGGUUGAAAAAAUCAAAAAAGAAGUCUUAAAGGAAAGAAUCAGAUCUUUAGAGGAUAUUCAAGCGAUGCCUGCGUUUGGAGAAUUGAUUGUUGAUACAAGAGUGUCCAAUAAUCUUAGUGCUUCCAAGCCAACGAAAGACCACUUGUAUAAAAUCCUCGUUAUUGGUGACCUAGGGGCCGGAAAGACCUCCAUUAUCAAGAGAUAUGUCCACGAUUUUUUCUCGCAGCAUUAUCGGGCUACAAUCGGCGUGGAUUUUGCGCUGAAGGUGUUACAUUGGGAUGCCAACACUGUGAUUAGGUUACAGUUGUGGGAUAUUGCAGGACAAGAACGAUAUGGAAACAUGACAAGAGUGUACUACAAAGAAGCAGUGGGUGCCUUUAUUGUUUUUGAUGUAACUAGAUCCAACACAUUUGAGUCUGUGUCAAAUUGGAAGGCGGACUUGGACUCCAAAGUGCAACUCCCUGAUGGAUCAUCAAUUCCAUGUGUUUUAUUAGGAAACAAGUGUGAUCAACAAAAGGAAGGAAUUGUUAAUAAUCCCAACAAAAUGAACGAAUUCUGCAAGGAGAAAGGCUUCUCUGCUUGGUUUGAAACCUCAGCCAAAGAAAAUGUCAACGUGGAGGAAGCAACAAGAUCAUUAAUUAAUGAAAUCUUAACCAAUGAUGUAAUAAAUGCCAAUCAUAACCAAAGAGACAGAGAGCAAUUCACAUUAACAAAUAAUAAAAAAGACGACGAGAAGAACCAGAAAUGCUACAAGUGCUGAAUUUGCGCAAGCACUCAAUCUCACCAUCAUUAUUCACAACGUGAAAUGCGUAAAUGUAACUUCGAACGAAACAAAUGACAAAUGCCUGAUUCUGACUGAACUUAUGCACUGAAUUGAGUGAUUCGCGUGCUUUUACAACAAAUGAACACCACGGUUCAGAUUAAUUAAUGCCUUAAAUAUACAUGACUAUUGAAUUUACUCUACUUUUGUAUCGAUAUACUUGUCAGUAAAACUGUAAUGCUUAGUUUAUAGCGAAUAUGUAUUGUUAAUCGAGAUUUAAAUAAAAUUUAUUAUUCUUACCGAAAUAA